Messenger RNA from Talaromyces rugulosus, 1239 nucleotides. RefSeq lists its product as uncharacterized. NCBI's taxonomy places the organism in Eukaryota, Fungi, Ascomycota, Eurotiomycetes, Eurotiales, Trichocomaceae. Gene Ontology annotation, molecular function: oxidoreductase activity. The transcript has 3 exons. The coding region runs from base 1 to 1239 and encodes 412 amino acids. The record is from RefSeq and is a predicted model, not a curated record.
AUGUCCGCCACCGAGACCAUCACCAUUCCCCAACAACCAGACAUCCAAUAUGCCCCGGACCACGCCAAAUAUCAAGCCCGCACUGCACGCCGUCUCGCUACAGAAGCCCUCUCAGCAGGGUUGCCUGCAGGUUUCCCCAAGGAGUUAAAAUCAGAUCUUGUCUGGGAAGGCUCUGAGCUUACAGGCAGCUAUGACUGGACGUAUGAGUUGAAGCCUGCCGAGGUAGAGGAGAUUGAGAAGGCGCUGCAGCAUUUCCAGUCUCUGAAUAAACCUACCGGCUUCGUCACCCCAGAAACAUUCCCCCUGCCAACGCUGCACGACACACUCCGUUCCAUCUCGCACGAGUUGCACCACGGCCACGGCUUCAAAGUCCUGCGUGGCCUGCCAGUGGACAAGCACCCCAUUGAAGAAAACAUCAUCAUCUACGCCGGCGUGAGCUCACAUAUCGGGCCCAUUCGCGGCCGGCAGGACCGCAUCGUCACCGAUACCCAAUCAACCGACGUGGUGCUCAACCAUAUCAAGGACCUGUCUACUCGUCCCGACUCGCAGGGACGAAUCGGCGCGCCGGCGUACACCACCGAGAAACAAGUCUUCCACACCGAUGCGGGAGAUAUCAUCUCGCUGCUUGCGCUGAGCGAGGCGGCGGAGGGUGGCACGAGUCGGUUGGCGAGUAGUUGGAGGGUGUAUAAUGAGCUGGCAGCUACGAGGCCGGAUUUGAUUCGGACGCUGGCUGAAGAGGAAUGGGUUUUUGAUGGAUUCGGAAACAAGGACAAACCAUACACUACACGCCCACUGCUCUUCCACACACCACAAACCGCCUCAGCCCCCGAACGAGUGUUGAUUCAAUAUGCCCGCCGCUCCUUCACAGGCUACCAGUCUCUCGGCCGCUCGCCAGACAUCCCGCCCAUCACCGAAGCCCAAGCAGAAGCCCUCGACGCGCUACACUUUCUCGCCGAAAAGUACUCUGUCGGGCUCGAUUUCCGUGCGGGAGAUGUGCAAUACGUCAACAAUCUCAGCAUCUUCCAUGCGCGCGACGGGUUUGUCGAUACUGCCGAGACCCAGCGGCAUCUGGUGCGGUUGUGGCUACGAGAUGAGGAGAAUGCGUGGCCGACACCAACAAGACUAAACGAGUUGUGGACGCGUGUGUACGAGGGAGUGGAUGCUGAGAAUCAGUAUUUUCCGACGGAGCCGAGAAUCAGGACGAGUAGUGAUGGGAAGGCCCAGCAGGGGGGUUACUGA